GGGGCUUCCGGGGGCGCUGCCCGUGACCAGCACGCACCUGCUUCUUUUCGUCGCACCAUUCCGGUGUCUCCGCACCUCUCCAGCUCCCGCACCCGGGCCCGUGGGCUUCCAGCCCGAGUCGGGUGUCCUGGGUAGCUUGAGGACACGGGGCUGGGCAGGUGCCGAGAGCCUGCGCCUGGCCCCAUCCUGCCGGGCUGAGCCACUCGGAGCCCGAAGCGAGGAGCCUCCGGGAGACUACGUGCGGUCGCCUGCCUCGCUCGCGCCUACGCCUUCUGCUCCUAUUGCUUUCCCAACUGAGCCGAGAACCCGGGGGCGUGUUGACGGGGCCCUGCAAAGCGGGCUGGCUCGCGGCUGCCGCCUGAAGUCCGCGGGGUGCACCUUCCCGCCCAUGGGCUGUGCUGUCACGGACCCUGCAGUCCCCAGCCGGUCGGAGGGCACCCCAUCCUGACGUUCCAGGGUAAAGGGACCAGAGACCGCUGAGUGGCCCCGCCACGACCGCAGCCUUCAGGGCAGCUUUCAGUGCAACACAGGGCCUGCAAAGGGAAGCUUCUCUUGCUUACAGGUCUGCAACUAUCCAUAAACAGUUACACCCGAAUAUGAAUGUGUGCUGAGCCCAGGGAGUCACUUGAGUCAGUGCUAGGAAGACUUGGGAGUCGGGUUGUUGGGGGUUUGUGUCUCAUUAAGUGUGUGUGUGUGGAAACUACCCCGGCACCUAGUGCGGUGCUAGGCAACCAGUAAGCCCUCCCUAAACUUCUUGGUUGGAUGAAUGAGAAGGUAGGUGACUGAGGGAGCAGGGCUAGGUAGCGAGGGCAUCUCUGCUUAUCCCACCCCUGCCUCCCCUGGGCUCCUGCAGACAAAAGUAAUUAGGUUGAGCCUUUAAUCACAGCUGGUUUCACAGGCGGGCAGACAAGGAAAAGCAGAGGAACGCAGAAGUUCUGGGGACACAGCAUGCUGGCUGGUGCUGGCUCACUGGCAGUGCCUCCCUCCACGACCCUCUCCAGCCCCCACCUCUUCCCCGUCAGUAAUCUGCUGUUUUCUUGUCGCCCUCAGGACACUGGGUUCCCUACAAGCCGCCCCAGGCUUAAUGAUUGUCCAGAAGGUGGCUAUAGAGGGAGCCUGGGAGGCUGGGUGGAGGAGGGAGCAGAAAAAGCCUAACUCAGCAGAUCUGGGCACCGAGAGAGCCACCGGCAGGAGCUGUGGUCAGAGGCUCCGGGCCCCGGUCAGUGGGGCCUGCUCCCUUCCACCAUGGCGGCCCAAGGCUACGGCUAUUACCGCACUGUGAUCUUCUCAGCCAUGUUCGGAGGCUACAGCCUGUACUACUUCAACCGCAAGACCUUCUCCUUUGUCAUGCCAUCAUUGGUGGAGGAGAUCCCUCUGGACAAGGAUGACUUGGGGCUCAUCACUAGCAGCCAGGCGGCAGCCUAUGCCAUCAGCAAGUUUGUGAGCGGGGUCCUGUCUGACCGGAUGAGUGCUCGCUGGCUCUUCUCUUCGGGGCUGCUCCUGGUGGGCUUGGUCAAUAUAGCGUUUUCCUGGAGCUCCAUGGUACCUGUCUUUGCUGCUCUGUGGUUCCUCAAUGGCCUGGCACAGGGGCUGGGCUGGCCUCCGUGUGGGAAGAUCCUGCGGAAGUGGUUUGAGCCAUCUCAGUUUGGCACUUGGUGGGCCAUCCUGUCUGCCAGCAUGAACCUGGCUGGAGGGCUGGGCCCUAUCCUGGCCACCGUCCUCGCCCAGAGCUAUAGCUGGCGCAGCACGCUGGCCCUGUCGGGGGCCCUCUGUGUGGUGGUCUCCUUCCUCUGCCUCCUGCUCAUCCACAAUGAACCUGCCGAUGUCGGACUCCGAAACUUGGACCCCACCCCCUCCAAGGGCAAGAAGGGCUCCUCGAAGGAGGAGAGCACCUUACAGGACCUGCUGCUGUCCCCCUACCUCUGGGUGCUCUCCACUGGCUACCUUGUGGUAUUUGGAGUAAAGACCUGCUGCACUGACUGGGGCCAAUUCUUCCUUAUCCAGGAGAAAGGACAGUCAGUCCUCGUGGGUAGCUCCUACAUGAGUGCCCUGGAGGUUGGGGGCCUUGUAGGCAGCAUCGCAGCUGGCUACCUGUCUGACCGGGCCAUGGCAAAGGCGAGGCCGUCCAUCUACGGGAACCCUCGCCAUGGCCUGUUGCUGUUCAUGAUGGCUGGCAUGACCGUGUCCAUGUACCUCUUCCGGGUAACUGUGACCAGUGACUCCCCCAAGGAUGUUGCUUUCUGGACUCCAGCUCUUCACCCUCUCGCUGAGCUCACAGGCUUUACGGAGCGUGAGCUCUGGAUCCUGGUGCUGGGAGCUGUGUUUGGUUUCUGUUCUUACGGUCCCAUUGCCUUGUUCGGAGUUAUAGCCAACGAGAGCGCCCCUCCCAACUUGUGCGGCACCUCCCAUGCCAUUGUGGGACUCAUGGCCAAUGUGGGCGGCUUUCUGGCUGGGCUGCCCUUCAGCACCAUUGCCAAGCACUACAGCUGGAGCACAGCCUUCUGGGUGGCUGAAGUGAUCUGUGCAGCCAGCACAGCUGCCUUCUUUCUCCUACGAAACAUCCGCACCAAGAUGGGCCAUGUGCCCAAGAAGGCUGAGUGAAGAGUGUACAGGCUCCAGUGUGUCCUCUCCCACCUGUGGUCUUCCCCCGCACGGGGCUGGGGGGUGGAGGGGGGCAGAGAGAGAAAGGGGGGCUGCUCCGACUAGCACUGAACCUUUGAUUUCCUCUUGUGCGCCUUUUCCCUCGCCCAGGUGGCGCUGGAAGUUAUCAGUGGCUAAUGAGGUCCCAGUUCCCCAUCCUCUGUUCUAUUGAAAAGGCAACUUUUUUUCUCAGACUCCAUUAGCUCCUAUUUUCUGCCUUCAAACAGGAAACCCCUGCUGUCAGGGAGUCCCCUAGACCCUUCUUCCCCUCCUGGGCCCUCCCACGCUGUCCCCAGGAGAGGUGAGGCUCCUCCUGCAGCUGCAGGGCACCAGUAGCCCGUGAUUUCUGCCCUAAGGCCACUUAGCACCGGCCAACUGCUAUUGCCAGUACCUCCGAUUCCUGGGGAGGAGGAGGCCCAUCACGCUCAUGGGUACCCUGCGAAGAUGGCAGGCGGGGCUGGGAGGGAGGAGAACUUGACACAGAUUAAAACUAGAUUUGAUACUAAACACUA
This is a messenger RNA of Lontra canadensis (Northern American river otter), 3152 nucleotides long. RefSeq names its product solute carrier family 37 member 4 (gene SLC37A4). The transcript is spliced from 9 exons. The record is from RefSeq and is a predicted model, not a curated record. Gene Ontology annotation, molecular function: glucose 6-phosphate:phosphate antiporter activity. Bases 1246 to 2601 code for a protein of 451 amino acids. Lineage: Eukaryota; Metazoa; Chordata; Mammalia; Carnivora; Mustelidae. Gene Ontology annotation, cellular component: endoplasmic reticulum membrane. Gene Ontology annotation, biological process: phosphate ion transmembrane transport; glucose-6-phosphate transport.